Molecule: messenger RNA, 7071 nt
Organism: Malania oleifera
Lineage: Eukaryota; Viridiplantae; Streptophyta; Magnoliopsida; Santalales; Ximeniaceae
Exons: 4
Coding region: 290-6952 (2220 amino acids)
Biological process (GO): tRNA methylation
Cellular component (GO): cytosol
Source: RefSeq, a predicted model, not a curated record
AAAAGCCGCCUCCUUUGCUGUUUGUUUCAACUCUCUUCUUCUUCUUCUUCUUCUUCUUCUUCUUCUUCCUCCUCCUCCUCCUCUCCUCCUCCUCCUCCUCCUCUUCUUUUUCAGGUUAACAAGCUUCAAACGCUAAAAAUUUUAUUCGUCGAAUCAUCCGCAAAACAAUAUUAAGUUUCACUCGUUGAAUCAUCCGCACGACAAGCUUAGGUUUCACUCGUUGAAUAAUCCUUUAGCUGAAAUCUAAGUUUAUUUUUGAACCUAAUCAUUGGAGCUUGAAGAUUUGAACAUGUCUGCAAAAUGGCGAGCCUUGCAGCACCGGCAUCGUUACACUUAUAGCGCCGUAUUUUUCCCCCACUCUUACGUUGAAUCUUUAAACUCAUUGACUUCAGAUUCACCUUCACCUUCAAAAUUUUUCCUCGAACUGAAGGAAUUGAUUUCUCUUAAUUCCACUUAUGCGCAAGUCAAUCAUGCGAAGAAUGUAGCCUCAGCUUUUGGGGAUUUACUGGGGAAUGGCGAAGAGGGUUUGGUGUCUAUGGCAGCGAGGUUUUACUUGGAGAUUCUCUUUCUCGAGAAUUCACUUCCCCUGCACAGAACUCUGGUUUCCGUGCUCGCCAAGAAUCGAAAUUUUCAGUCUUUGAUUGGUGGGUGCUUUCGGUCGCUUUGCAAGGAGUAUGGUGGUGGGAAAGGCAAGAGGUUUUGCGUGUCGCGGGCGGCAUUGUCGAUGAUGAGUUCGCCCAAGUUGGGGUAUUUAGUGGAAGUUGUGGAGGAGUGUGCUAUAUUGGUGGCUUUGGACGUACUGUUUGGUUUGAAUGCUGUGGUUUCGGAGACUAUUGGUUGGUCUCGGCCUUCGCCUAUUGUUAUGGAACAAUGCCAGGAGGCUUUGUCGUGUUUGUAUUACUUGCUUCAGCGGUUUCCCUCGAAGUUUGUGGAUUUGGAGAGUGUUGAAAGUGGUUUGGUUCCUAAACAUUCCAAUGUUUUGGAAAGUAUUGUGACUACAAUCUUAAAUAUAUUGAAAUCAUCCGCAUUUUCAAGGGAUUGCUUUGUGGCUGCAGGCGUGAGUUUCUGUGCAGCAAUUCAAGUAUGUCUCGACCCUCAGGUGCUGGGUGUUUUUAUCAUGGAAGGUAUUUUUUAUCAAAAAACUUGUAGCUCUAUUAGUUGUAGGCGUGAAUUCCAGGAUGUUUUAUUGAAAGUUCCGUAUAAUGGGGAUGUAUAUUAUGAGAUUGGCAAUUUAUCUGUAUUGAGUAGACUGUGCUUGAUAAGAGGAAUUCUCACAGCAGUUUCAAGGACAGUACUCAAUACCCAUUUUUCUGUAUUGAAAGAUAAUUUGACUGGUUUUGAGGAUCCGAAAAAUGGUUGUAACCUGGUUCAGACUAUUCUAUAUGAUGGAAUUUUGCCUGAGCUAUGUAACUACUGUGAAAACCCCAUUGAUAGCCAUUUUAACUUUCAUGCAUUGACUGUGUUGCAGAUCUGCUUGCAACAAAUAAAGACUUCUCUGUUAGCUAAUCUUGCUAAUCCUAUAGAAAAUUAUGACCCAAUCCCAGAGGGCAUGGGAACUCGCAUAUUGAGGGUUAUAUGGAAUAACCUGGAAGAUCCUCUAAGUCAGACAGUCAAACAAGUUCAUCUCAUUUUUGAUCUUUUCUUGGACAUUCAAUCCACCCUCCAUUGGGCAGAGGGUAGUGAGAGAAUAAAAUCAUUCUUGCGGAAGAUUGCAGCUGAUCUUCUCCGGCUGGGGCCACGUUGCAAGGGAAGAUAUGUACCUUUAGCUUCUCUGACGAAGAGGUUGGGAGCAAAGGCUGUUUUGGAUAUGAAUCCCAACUUGCUGUUUGAAACAAUACAUGCAUACAUUGAUGAUGAUGUUUGCUCUGCUGCCACAUCAUUCCUGAAGUGUUUUCUUGAGUAUUUACGGGAUGAGUGUUGGGGCAGUGAUGGCAUUGAAAGGGGCUAUGCAAUUUAUAGGGGACAUUGCUUACCUCCCUUUUUGUAUGGACUUGCUUCUGGAAUUUCCAAGCUCCGCUCAAAUCUAAACACCUACACUUUGCCAGUUUUACUUGAAAUGGAUGCGGAUUGUAUAUUUCCAAUGCUUGAAUUUAUCUCUGCUGAACAAAAGGCAGAAGACGCUGGACUGGUUUAUCCUGAACUUAGUGGCACAAACAUGGAUCUAGGAGUUGGAGAAAGAGUGGCCAUUUUAGUGUCGUUGCUCAAGGGCUCUCGCUUGCUUGCAUUGAUUGAAGGGGAUAUUGAUUGGUUGGAUAAAAAUUCAAGGAGUCAAGAAGAGAGUAGGGUGGGAAAAGAUAAUAUUGAUCUUUAUGCUCUUGUCUGCAUAAAGGGGAUAAGCAUUAAAGUCCGAGUUGAGUGGCUAGUGCUGGCACUGACCCAUGUUGAUGAAUCUCUCCGUAUAGAUGCUGCAGAAUUGCUUUUAUUAAAUCCAAAGACAUCUAGUUUGCCUUCCCAUCUAGAGCUCAGCUUGAUGAAAGAAGCAGUGCCGCUGAACAUGAGAUGUUGCUCUACAGCUUUUCAGAUGAAGUGGACAAGCUUGUUUAGAAAGUUCUUUUCUCGGGUUCGUACAGCUUUGGAGAGACAAUUUAAGCAGGGGAAUUGGAGACCCACUGGAUUCAGCAACAAUAGUGAAGUCUAUCAGUAUAACAGAACAGAGGAAAUUGCAAACAGCAGAGCAGAAGAUCUUUUUCAUUAUAUGAAGUGGUUGAGUUGCUUUCUGUUUUUUUCAUGCUAUCCCUCUGCUCCAUAUGAGAGAAAAAUAAUGGCCAUGGAGCUCAUCUUGAUAAUGGUUGAUGUUUGGUCUAUAAUACCUCCUGCAGAGGGAGAGGGUUGUUGUGUUUCUCCUGAUAAAUGUCUUUAUCCUUACAAUAAAGGAUUAACUUUACCUGAUUCAACCUUGUUGUUGGUUGGGUCAAUAAUUGAUAGUUGGGACAGGCUGAGGGAGAGCUCUUUCCGCAUAUUGAUUCAAUUUCCUACCCCACUUCCUGGAAUCUCAAGUCCAGAGAUGGUCCAGAAAGUAAUUAUAUGGGCCGAGAAAUUAGUAUGCAGUCCACGCGUUAGAGAAAGUGAUGCUGGAGCGCUGACUUUGAGGCUUGUAUUCAAGAAGUAUGUGGUGGAGCUUGGAUGGAUGGUCAGGGCCUCGAUCAAUGACGUUUCUUUUCAUUCUCAGUCGAAAAUGUUAAGCAGGGAUCAUCAAAUUUGCAAAGGUAGCUACCCUUUGAUUGAAUAUAUAAAAUCACUGAUCAAUUGGUUACAUUUUGUUGUUGAGGAAGGAGAGAAAGAUCUUUCUGAAGCAUGCAGGGAUAGCUUUGUUCAUGGCAUAUUGCUUACUCUUCGAUACACUUUUGAGGAAUUGGAUUGGAAUUCUGAGGUUAUCUUGUCAAAUAUCUCUGAGAUGAGAUGUGCAUUGGAGAUGCUCUUAGAGUUGGUCAUGCGGAUUACGUCAUUGGCGCUUUGGGUGGUUUCUUCAGAUGCUUGGUAUCUGCCCGAGGACACAGAUGAUAUGAUUGAUGGUGAUACAUAUGACUUGGGGGUUCCCCUUGAGACCAAUAUGCCUGUGUCUUCGUCAGAACAGGAUGUUAAAAAUUCAAAACCUUUACAGGAUGUCAGACCACCUGAACAGAUUGUUAUGAUUGGUUGCUGGCUUGCUAUGAAGGAGGUGAGUCUUCUUCUGGGAACCAUCAUAAGAAAAAUUCCUUUGCCAAGUGAAAUUCCAGAUUCAUCAAUGUCACACGACAAUUUUUCUGGUGCUGCUGAUACUGCAACAACAAUGAUAUCUGAUAUGGUGCUUGAUUUGAACCAACUUGAGACAAUUGGGGGCCACUUCUUGGAGGUGCUUCUGAAAAUGAAGCAUAAUGGUGCUAUAGAUAAGACAAGGGCUGGAUUUACAGCUCUUUGCAAUCGGUUACUUUGUUCAAAUGAUCCAAGACUUUGCAGGUUGACAGAAUCAUGGAUGGAGCAACUCAUGGAAAGAACUGUGGCCAAGGGACAAAUAGUGGAUGAUCUCCUGAGGAGAAGUGCUGGCAUUCCUGCAGCUUUUAUUGCUUUUUUUCUCUCAGAACCAGAAGGCACACCAAAGAAACUCCUUCCAUGGGCUUUGCGGUGGCUAAUAGAUGUAGCUGACAGGUCUUUGCUGGAUACAACUGAAGCCAGUGGGGCAAAAGAUGGCUCACACAAGAGUUUAUCAGUAGAAGCAAACAAAGAAAUCAUUUCUGGACAUUCACUGGACACAAAUGUGAACGAAAAAACCUCAAAAAUUCGAGAUGAAGGUGUUGUUCCAACUGUACAUGCAUUCAAUGUCCUUAGAGCUGCUUUCAAUGAUACCAACCUAGCAGCUGAUACUUCAGGUUUUGCUGCGGAGGCUUUGAUUAUUGCAAUACGUUCUUUUUCUUCACAGUACUGGGAGGUGAGGAAUAGUGCUUGUCUUGCAUACACUGCAUUGGUUCGUCGCAUGAUUGGAUUCCUCAAUGUACAAAAGCGAGAAUCUGCACGUCAUGCGUUAACUGGGCUUGAAUAUUUUCAUAGGUAUCCUUCCCUGCAUCCGUUUCUAUUCAAUGAGCUGAGAGCUGCAACUGAGUUCCUUGGAGAUGGAUCUUCUGAAAAUUCUGUUUCCAACUUGGCGAGUGUUGUGCAUCCAAGCUUGUGCCCUAUUCUAAUACUUUUAUCCAGGCUCAAGCCUUCUACAAUGGCAAGUGAAGCCGGAGAUUCCCUGGAUCCUUUCUUGUAUAUGCCAUUCAUUAGGAGGUGCUCAACCCAAAGUAAUCUAAGAGUACGCAUACUUGCUUCGAGAGCUUUAACAGGCCUGGUAUCUAAUGAGAAACUGCCAAGUGUCUUGCUCAAUAUUGCCUCUGAGUUGCCUUGUAUAGAGAACCAAAUGACAACCACUGGAGCAUCAUCCAGCUUGACCUCCCAUGCUUCCUUUAAUUCCAUUCAUGGAAUGCUCUUGCAGAUAGGUUCUCUUCUAGAUACCAAUUGUAGAAACCUGGCUGAUUUCUCCAAGAAAGAUAAGAUUCUAGGUGACCUGAUUCAGAUUAUUGUGGUGCGUUCGUGGAUUGGGAGCCCCAAAUUGUGCCCAUGUCCAACUCUCAAUACAUCUUUCCUAGUGGUGCUAGAUCAAAUGCUCAGUAUUGUAAGAAAAUGUCAGACCAGCAAAAAUUUUGGUGUCAUUUACAAUCUUCUUCUGGAGUUAUCUUCAGAAUGCUUAGAUGUGGACACUUCCAGGUCUUCAUAUUAUGACCCAACUAUAGCAGAAUUACGCAAACAAGCGGCCAUUUCCUAUUUCAGUUGUGUAUUUCAAGCAUCUAAAGAGAUGGAACAAGAAGUUCUCCACAUGCCACAAAGAUAUUGUCCACCGACUCCAAAUUUGAUGAAUCUACCUGAAAUGGAAAAUGCUUUUGAUGGGCUUCAAGAAAGACUGAUUCUCUGCUUGUCAGAUAAAUCAUAUGAAGUUCGACUUGCUACAUUGAAGUGGCUUCUUCAGUUCCUAAAGUCAACAGAUUCUAUUCAUGGAGCCAACUAUCAAUCUAGUCAUGGAACAGAGAUUAUUCAUUGCUGGGCCAAGACCAACCUCCAGGCGACAUUGAUGAAUCUCCUAACCAGGGAGAAGAACCACCGAUGUACGCAUUACCUUCUGAGGAUUCUUUUCACUUGGAAUUUGCUGCAAUUUCAGAAAAUGGAUGACCAAAAAUGCACAGGUGCAAUUUAUGUUGGUGACAUGGACUCUGAUUCUGUGGUUUUGUUUUGGGAUGAAUUGGUCUCAUUGUUUGAGCGUGCAAGACAUCAAAAAAUUCGGGAAAUUCUUAUCUGCUGCAUGGGGAUAUGCAUAAAGCAGUUUUCACAAUCCUUUACGAGUUAUGUUAUUUCUGAUGUUGGGAGGAAGGAAAGCAUCGAAAAUAGAAAAUUUGAAUUGCACAGAUUGGAUCACUUGUACGAACGCAUCAAUUACUUUUGUAAUCUAAUUAAACAAUGCAGUGCCUCAUCUGAGCCAGUAAACAUGCGCAAAGCGGCUGCUGAAUCCAUGGUUGCAUGUGGUUUGUUGGAGCAAGCUGAGGUUGUUGGUUCCCAUCUCGUCAGUGACAAAGUCCCAUCUGCAAAUCAAUGUUCUUCUUUUGAGCCAAAAGAAGCUGUUACUAUUUAUGCUUGUAUGAUACUCGAUACAUGGUUCGUAUGUAUCCAGCUGCUGGAGGAUGAGGACGUUGGCGUCAGAAAGAGACUUGCCAUUCAUGUGCAGAAUUGUUUUGCAUCCAAGCAAUAUGGAAGAAACUUGGGGGCUGGAGCAGUUCCAACACAAGUGGAAAAAGUAAUUGAAUUGAGUUUUGAGUUUCUGUCUUCAAUUUUUGGCCACUGGCUUGAGUACUUCAAUCAUCUUUCACGAUGGGUCCUCAAUGCCACAAAUUAUGUUGUAUCCAGAGGAGAUCUUGUCAGACGAGUUUUUGACAAAGAAAUUGAUAAUCAUCAUGAAGAAAAAUUGUUGAUCAGUCAGAUAUGUUGUUUCCAUUUGGAGAAGCUUCCAGUUUCAAAAUCUUGGGUGGAUUUCACUGACAAACAUUCGGUAUGGAAUUUUCUGCUCGAGUGGAGAACAAAUUUCGCCAAUCAGCUGGUGGGCUUUGCUAAGGAUCAUAGUGAAAUACAGAGCGGAGUUGAUUGGAUUGGGGGUGUGGGCAAUCACAAGGAUACAUUUUUGCCACUUUAUGUGAGUUUGCUUGGCUUUUAUGCCCUCUCUAAAUGCAUUUUCAGUGUAGGAACUGAGGAUGGAAGACCUCUGAUACGUGAUGUUGUUGAAGUUGGAAAAACUAUCAACCCAUUUCUCCGAAACCCCUUAAUUUAUAACCUUUAUUUGCUAGUGAUUAAAGUACAUGAGAAAGUGUUCAAUGGCACCAUUGACCACUAUAUCCCCGAAACAAGGGGAGAUGAUGCAUGGGAUAAUUUUGAUCCUUAUUUUCUUCUUGGGUAAGAUCUAGUUUGUAUAAUACAAAAGAGUGAUUCUGAGAGGAUAAAGAUUCGCCAAGGGAGAUUGAAUUCUUUGUAUUUAUAACAAUGAGUUGUAUAUUAUAGUAGGGAAAUUUGGUCUCA